Staurois parvus is the source of this 312-nucleotide messenger RNA. The record is from the annotation of a GenBank genome assembly. NCBI's taxonomy places the organism in Eukaryota, Metazoa, Chordata, Amphibia, Anura, Ranidae.
UUCAGGUAUAGAGUAAACAAGACAAAUUAUUAAAGACUAAACAACACAAACGCAAUGCAAGGUAAACAUAACACAGUGCAAACAACCCAACCUCCAACAGAUAACUAUAUAUACAAAUCAAACGUAGUCGGGCGGGCCAGGUCAGUAGCAAACGGGCAAACAGGGUACCAGGAGCGAGCGGAAGAGUGGUCAGGAAUAGCCGAGGUGAGGACAGGUGGAGUUUCAGAAUCAGGAUCAGGCAGGAAGCAGACAGGAUGCAGGUACAGGGGCUCAUGGGAAACAUACACCAAGGCCCUGACUGCAGGCCUGGCC